Molecule: messenger RNA, 3456 nt
Organism: Stylophora pistillata
Lineage: Eukaryota; Metazoa; Cnidaria; Anthozoa; Scleractinia; Pocilloporidae
Product: hemicentin-2-like
Biological process (GO): cell-cell adhesion
Cellular component (GO): cell-cell junction; plasma membrane
Molecular function (GO): cell adhesion molecule binding
Source: RefSeq, a predicted model, not a curated record
AAAAAAGACGGCAUUGAAGUCGUCAACAGCUCAAAGCCAGAAAAUGUGUUAAGGAUCUCUAACAUUACGGUUGACGAGGCCGGCGUUUACACGUGUGUAGCAUACACUCCAGAACCCAAAAGAUCAGAAGACAGCGUGUCCGCCAUUGUUUCCAUCAGAGGUGUUCCACCUCCUCCAAAAAAUCUCAAAAUAACAGACUGCGAUGACAGGACAACCAUCCUUUCAUGGACUCCUGUGGCCUCCAACAACGCCCCAAUCACUCAUUACCUGAUUUAUCAAGAAUCGAAUCACGAACCAACCGUCUUCAAACUCGUAGAUAGUGUCACUAGUCCUAACGUUUCGUCUUUUUCUCUGAGCCUUCCUGGUUGGGCCAGUCUGCGUUUCCGUGUUAGGGCAGUGAAUGACAAUGGACCGGGCCGCCCUAGUCUGUCAACUGCGAAAGGGGCUUGUGACACACCCUCCGUAGACCCAGAGAUAUACCCAACUAAUUUGAGAGGAGUACCUGGAAAAGCGAAUGAGCUCUUCAUUUACUGGGACCCUGUACCAAAAGACCAGUGGAACGCCGAGGGUUUUUACUACACCCUAAAGUACAGAAGAGUCAAUGGACGGAUCUCUGAAUGGAUAGAUGAAAAAAUUGCUGACCCUGGCGUAAAUAUGUUUGAAUUGUCUAAUCCUGGUUACUAUCAACAAUGGGAAUUCACGAUAGGCGCAGGUAACCACGAGGGAGUUGGACCCGCCAGCCCGAUGGAAAGCGCGUAUUCCGGUCAAGACGCCCCAGUUGUAAAACCAGAAAGUUCUAAAGUCGGAAUUUAUUACUGGGGUGAAAGUCUCGCAGUCAGCUCAAGGAGAAAAAGACGAGCCAUUCCUAGUACUGCCGAAAAAUUCGAGGUCAUAGGGGGGAGUAAAACAGAGGCUACAAUUUCUGGACUGAAACCAUACACAGCUUACAGUGCUGCCGUGAAAGCCUUCAACUCCGGCGGCGAAGGACCAGCGAGUCCCAUAAUUUCCUUUGAAACUUCAGAGGGUGAACCUGGUCCGCCUUCAGACGUAUUCAUUGAUGCUUUCGGCGAGUUCCUUCUGAUCACGUGGACACCGCCGCAGGAACCUAAUGGAAUUAUCAUCGGAUACCAAGUGGGGUGGGCCGAGUAUGACGGCCUCUCAUCUGAAAUUGUUGUUCUUGCUAUGGAACCAGUAGAAGCUACCGUGCGUAAAAUAUUGUUGAAAGAUAAAAAAUUUGAGACAAGCUAUGUGGUGGAAGUGCAAGCAAGAACUAGCAAGGGAUGGGGCCCUGGUUUAAGGAGGACUACGACAACUAUAAAGAAAUCAGCCCCUGCCAAACCGCUGAAGCCCACCGUUAAACAGAUACUAGGGAAGAACUCGUUUAAUGUAACCUACAACUUUGCUGUCGGAGGAGGAUGGACAAACGAGUUCAAAGUUUUGUACAGAAAACAAGCAGCAGAAGGGGAGGAAUAUCUGGAGACUUCCUGGGUAGAUCAUUUCCCAAGGAGGUGGACUGAGAUCGAUGAUCUGUCACCAGACACGUAUGAAUUCAAGACUGUGGCUAGAAACAACGUCGGAAUGAGCGAAGAGAGUGACGCCACGAUUGCAAGCCUCAUUGACGAAGGAAAAGUAGACAUUGUUAAGAAGGAAGAUUCAUCCACGUAUAGCUCCGAUUGGUUCAUCACGGUCAUUAUUAUCGCAGCUGUGGUCGUUCUUCUCCUUAUAAUCGUCUUUGUGGUCAAACAAUGCCGGAAGAGGCGUAGCGAAGAUUUGGAUGCGUCAGAUAAAGAAAAUGAAGCCAAUAAAGAAAAUCCGAAGCCCAUCGACUUCAAACCGCGCGAAGACUGGAGAACAAGACUUGAACGCGUGGACGAGGCUGACAGUGAAAGCCAUGACAGCUUAGAUGAAUAUGGCGGAGGUGGGGCCUAUUUUUCAGAAGAUGGCUCCUUUGUUGGCGAAUUUGAGGCAAAGAAAAGCGAUUCUGCACAUGAAGAAGUUCAAGAUCCAGCUGUGUAACACUGAAAAGGUUUAUAUUUCCCUCUAUGGAGUUUAGAGUGUUUACAUGCAAAGUAACUUAAAUAUUCCAUUUGCAACCGUUUUGCAUCGUUGCAAGUACAGAAAUUUGAAGUGCAGUGUUGGAAGUGAUAAGAUAUUUCAUUAGUUUUGCUUCACAACGCUGGCUGAGGGGUGAAGGAAAAUGAUGCUAGCCUCUCAACCCAUCAGAAUCGAAAAAACAACGCAACAACUACAAACUGCUUUUCAAAAUUUGAUUUUUUUUCACAAUUAAGUUUACUAACGAAAUUUGGAAAGGUGUUUAGUCGCUUGAACGUGUUCUUGUGCUGAGAAAAUCAAACCUGUUAGCCCUCGGAGAGUCGACAACUUUGUGAAGUUUUCUAAUCUUACUUCUUUGGGCUUCAACUUCUCCAACGAAAACUGCAGGCUCGGUUGUUUGUUUGAGGGGAGGUUACCAAUGUUACAAAGUUAUCACUUACUGCCUGUUAUAGUUGAGUAGAAUGACACUAUUGUCGGGAAAGUGGUGUCGCCAAAAUCGGUCGGUUUGAUUUCUUCUUUCUUUCUUCCUAUUUUCACCGAACGAAAGAAGUAGAUUUGGCAGGCUCAAGUCGGCUUCAACUUUCGUGUACGCGGGAACAAAAUGGGCACCCGCGAAUAAGAAUUUUUUUUGUCAUCUCAGCCAAUCAGGUACAAGACUUAACCAAAUGUUGUUGCACGCGCAAAUUUUCCCGCGCUUUUUCUUUAUGACCUCUUGCUUUCCGAUUGGUUCGACUUACUUUUCUGCGUCGUGUAAUUAGCUAAAAAUAUUAACUAGUGAAGCAUUUAGCCUCACGGUUUACAACUUGUAGGAAAUACAAACGCACAGUGAAGGGACAGAACUGCCCCGCAUUUCGAUGUAGGAGUUAGCUAUUUAAUUUCCUCGUGUUUUAGGACAUUAAGUAUAAGAAAUUGUUGCAGUAAAUAGUUUGAUUACGAUUUUUGAACAAUUUUAGUUUAGUCCUAUUUUGCCAAGUUAAGUACAUUUCUUGUAAAGGUUUUAUGUGGAAAAGAAUGAUUUAAUAUCGCCAUACGGUAACGAAUAGUGAUAGAUAUAGGCUGUAGUUUCCGUUGUUACGGUUUUGUGCUUCCAGCAUAAAAAUUUGCUGUCCGUCAUACACCGCUUUUUUUAUUUUCGCUUAGUGAAGAUUUUCCGAGAUCUGAGUGGUUAGGGUUUAGAAUGUCCGCUUUUGAUUAUUGUUAAUUACUGGCAUUUAGAUAUAGAUUUUUAAAUCUAUUUGAGGUAGAUGGAAUUGUUUUUUUAGCCUUAUAUGGUGACUCGCUAAGUUAGUCGCAAGUGUACCUGCUAUUAGUGCUUUAUGUAAUUUAAUAAAUGAACAGAUUUAUUUGGUUGAUUUUUCAUAAAUAAAAUAUACCUCGACACUUAGUCAAUAAAGAUCUAUUAGA